UCCGCCCCGACGCGGCGCUCUGCCCUUCCGCCGGGACAUGGCGCUGGAGCCGCGGUGCAUGGACGGCGAUGUGGAGGACGGAGAGCUGUCCGGCUCGGACUCGGACAUGCCCGGCGCCGGCUCCCCCGGGCAGAAAUCACAUGAUGGCAGUGAUCCGUGCAGGCCAUUCCAGAGCGGCAUCUCAUCCAGUGCACCGAGUGUUCCCUAUCGGACAACCAAGAGUGUGGAUUCCAGUGAGGAGAGCUGCUCUGACUCUGAGGAUGACAGCUGCCUGUGGAAACGGAAGCGACAGAAGUGCUUCAACUUCCCUCCUGCCAAACCCGAGCCCUUCCAGCUCAACCAGAGCCACCAAAAACAAACUGCGCUGCACGGCAAGAAGGUCAACAACAUCUGGGGUGCAGUGCUCCAGGAACAGAAUCAAGAUGCAGUAGCCACUGAGCUUGGAAUUCUAGGCAUGGAUGGCAGCAUUGACAGGAGCAGGCAGUCUGAGACUUACAACUACCUGUUGGCUAAAAAGCUGAUGAAGGAAGCUCAGCAAAAGGAGGCAGAGACUUUGGAUAAGGAGCUGGAUCAAUACAUGCAUGAUGACAAGAAGACAUUGCCAGCAGAAGGGGAAAACGGGCAAGGCUUUCUCAAAAGGAAGCGCCCCAUGAAAGAUAGACUGGGUGAAAGGCAAGAAAUGAAAUACAAAGGAAGGUAUGAGAUAACAGAAGAAGAUUCAGAGGAAAAAGUAGCAGAUGAAAUUGCUUAUCGACUUUGUGAGCCAAAGAAAGACUUAAUUGCUCGAGUGGUGAAAAUAAUUGGGAAGAGAAAAGCGAUUGAGCUGCUUAUGGAAACAGCUGAAGUGGAGCAAAAUGGUGGACUGUUCAUAGUGAAUGGCACCAGGAGAAGAACACCUGGGGGUGUUUAUUUAAACCUGCUGAAGAACACACCUAGCAUCAAAGAAGAACAAAUCAAGGAAAUAUUCUAUCUGGAAAACCAAAAGGAGUAUGAAAACAAAAAAGCUGCCAAGAAGAGGAGAAUGCAAGUUCUAGGAAAGAAGAUGAAGAAAGCCAUUAAAGGGCUUAACCUGCAGGAAUAUGAUGAUGCAUCUCGUGAGACUUUUGCUAGUGAUACAAAUGAGGCUCUGGCUUCCCUGGAUGAUCUGCAGGAGGGGCAUCAUGAAGCAAAGAUGGAAUCUGAAGAUAUUAUUGAAAUUGAUAACGCUCAUGAUUUGGAGAUCUUCUAGUUGCUAAAGUUCUUGAUAACAGUGUCUCUAGGAAACAUAUUAAAUGAGCCUUUCUUAUAAUCCCAUGUUUUCAUAAGCUGCAGAAACAUGGGAAAUAUUUGAUGCUGAAGAGCAGGAUAUGAUUCUUAGCUAAAUUUAACAGCAUGAAAGACUUUUAAUUGUCCUAGUAUUUGUUUGCUGAGUCCUCAGAAACUGUUAAGAUUUUCCUAGAUAACAGCCCUGCAUCACCAUGUUUGUUCUUUUGGAAAUUUUUUUUAGUCACGUUAGGUUAAGGAAUUAAGGCUGUGUUUUAACCAAAUACUUCACAUUUAAUUUGCUGAAUCUAACAAAAGUGAAUAAGUGAGCAAAGCUGCUCACUACAGUUGAACAGAAAAACACUAAUUAUAAAGUUAAUCUGGAUAUAAAAUAUCAUAUAGUCUUAACGUGGCAGUGUGUUGACAGAAACAGUAUUUAUAGGAUUAAGACCUGUAAAACAGAUUGGUUUGAGAAAUACACUUAAUUUCAGUGGUCAGUGACCUUUGAAUAACAACCUUGUAAAUAAGCAAUACUGAGCAACGUAUGUUUUAGAUUUCUACAGCAGUUUUAUCCUUUGUAUUUUAAUAGUGGCUUCAGCUUCCUACUCAUUUUGUCUAAACGUUUUCCAUGAUGAGACAUGCAACUCAUAUGGAUCUUUUUGUUUGAGGACAAAUCUAACUGAAUGCUUUCUGACUAGUGAGAUUUUACUGCACUGUGUUCCCCCCAAGGGUCUGUACACUGCACAUGCAGAUACAAACCCUUUACCUUGCAAUUCUUGUUCCUGUCCUUCUCCCAUGUGCUGUAAGAUAAUGUGCAGCUUUCAGAAGAUUUGAUGUUUUUUGAUGGAGACUCUUAAGAAAACAAUACAAAAGGGGAUUUUUUUUUACUUGAUUUAGAAGACUCUUGUGUAGGUUGUAAGUUUAUUUGAAGACAAUUUUUAUUGUUGAAUGUUGUUUUUAAUAUAGCCAAACAUGUGCAACACUGAUAUUUAUGAUGUUUAAAAUUCUUUGUCACUAAUAAGUUGUGGGUUUUUCGUGACUA
Lepidothrix coronata (blue-crowned manakin) is the source of this 2284-nucleotide messenger RNA. RefSeq names its product phosphorylated adaptor for RNA export (gene PHAX). Gene Ontology annotation, biological process: snRNA export from nucleus. The record is from RefSeq and is a predicted model, not a curated record. Gene Ontology annotation, cellular component: nucleus. The coding region runs from base 38 to 1228 and encodes 396 amino acids. Lineage: Eukaryota; Metazoa; Chordata; Aves; Passeriformes; Pipridae. The transcript is spliced from 5 exons.